Messenger RNA from Staurois parvus, 587 nucleotides. NCBI's taxonomy places the organism in Eukaryota, Metazoa, Chordata, Amphibia, Anura, Ranidae. The record is from the annotation of a GenBank genome assembly.
UCUUCUGUGCGCCUCGGUCCUACAUGUUUCUCAAUUCAGCGUUGUCCUCACCGUCUUCUCUCCCUGGCGCUGGCAUCAUUAUUGUGGGCACCCGACUGUCCGCAGUCUCUGGUCAUCCCCUGUACUAUGUCUGCAGUCUCUGAUCAUUCCCUGUACAAUGUCUGCAGUCUCUGAUCAUUCCCUGUACAAUGUCUGCAGUCUCUGAUCAUUCCCUGUACAAUGUCUGCAGUCUCUGAUCAUUCCCUGUACAAUGUCCGCAGUCUCUGGUAAUCUCCUGUACUAUGUCCGCAGUCUCUGGUCAUUUCCUGUACUGUGUCCGUAGUCUCUGGUCAUCUCCUGUAUUGUGUCGGCAGUCUCUGGUCAUCUCCUGUACUGUGUCGGCAGUCUCUGGUCAUCUCCUCUACUGUGUCGGCAGUCUCUGGUCAUCUCCUGUACUGUGUCGGCAGUCUCUGGUCAUCUCCUGUACUGUGUCGGCAGUCUCUGGUCAUCUCCUGUACUGUGUCGGCAGUCUCUGGACAUCUCCUGUACUGUGUUGGCAGUCUCUGGUCAUCUCCUGUACUGCGUACUCAAUCUCUGGUCAUCUCCUG